UUGACUGUAAACAUCCUGCCGAUUUUAAAAGGACAGCGGUGAGCGGGAGGAAGGCGACUGGCGCCAUCUUGGCUGUUUUAAUGAGUACAACAGGGGAGGAUUCGCUGGGAGAAAUAACAUAAUUAUUGGAAUUUCACUGUAAAAGGGGUACUGUCGGUGGACCAUACAGCAGUGUGAUUGUGUGAGCCAGGGGAACCAGGGCAAUGUUCUACGCCCACUUUGUCCUCAGCAAGCGUGGGCCGCUGGCCAAGAUCUGGCUAGCGGCCCAUUGGGACAAGAAGCUGACCAAGGCCCAUGUGUUUGAAUGCAACUUGGAGAGCAGUGUGGAGAGCAUCAUCUCACCCAAGGUGAAGAUGGCAUUGCGUACAUCAGGCCACCUGCUCCUCGGGGUGGUGAGAAUCUACCACAGGAAGGCCAAGUACCUGCUUGCUGACUGUAAUGAAGCCUUCAUCAAGAUCAAAAUGGCUUUUAGACCAGGUGUGGUGGAUCUACCUGAGGAAAACAGAGAGGCAGCCUACAAUGCCAUCACCUUACCUGAGGAGUUCCAUGACUUUGACCAGCCACUUCCUGAUCUGGAUGACAUAGAUGUGGCCCAACAGUUCACCCUGAACCAGAGCAGAGUAGAAGAGAUCACCAUGAGGGAAGAUGUUGGCAACCUCAGCCUGCUGCAGGACAAUGACUUUGCUGACUUUGGUAUGGAUGACCGAGAGAUGAUGCGUGAUGCCAGCACAUUUGAGGAGGAUAUCAUGCACGGUGCCACAGCCUCUAACCUUUUGCUUGAGGCUGAGCCUGGCCCAGCCAAUCUCCCAGACAAGUCCAACCACAUGGAGUAUGAUGACUUUGGGGACGGUUCAAUGGGCAACAGUGAUGGGGGAAUGCUGGUUGAUAAGCUACUGAGCUCUGAAGAUGGAGGAGGUAUUUUUGAUGACCCUCCAGCCAUCACAGAAAGUGUCAUGAUGCCUCGAGAUCCCGGCGAUGAUGAGGACGACUUUGACAACCUCCAGUCACCGGGUCCAGACAGCCCAGACUCUGGCCCAGCAGAGCCACUGCCAGCAAUGGCUGACCAGACGGAACAGACCACUCUGGUUCACAAUGAGGAGGAGGCCUUUGCCCUGGAGCCCAUUGACAUCACUGUGAAAGAGACCAAGGCGAAGCGUAAGAGGAAGCUGAUUGUGGACAGUGUAAAGGAGCUGGACAGUAAGACCAUCAGGGCCCAGUUGUCUGACUACUCGGACAUUGUCACCACCCUGGAUCUCGCCCCUCCCACCAAGAAGCUUAUGAUGUGGAAGGAGACUGGAGGAGUGGAGAAGCUUUUCUCUCUGCCUGCUCAGUCACUCUGGAACGCCAGGCUGCUCAAGAUGUUCACACGCUGCCUGACACCCCUGGUGCCAGACGAGCUGAGGAAGAGGAGAAAGGGCGGCGAAGCAGACAGUCUGGAUGAGUUCCUCAAAGAGCUGGAGAACCCAGAGGUGCCUAGAGAGGAGGUCAUGAGUCAGAACAGAGAUGUUAUUGACCAAACUAUCAUGGAGGAGCCCAGUAUGCUGGCAGCCUCUGCAAUGGAGGGCAGUAGGACGACCCUGGAUGAAACGGUCAUGCCUCCUCCAUCCACCCCUCGAGGUGUCAAACGCAAGACCCUCGACAAAGAGGGCACCCUUCCUAUGGCUCCCUUGGAGCAGCAGCAGCAGCAGGUGGCUGACCGCUCAGUCCUGUCUCAGAGGUUAGACAUGCAUCAGGUGGAUCUUCCCCCAGAGGAGAGCAGCCUCAGCCUCACCCAGCUUGUCCCCGAGCUUGACCUGCUUGGUGAAAAGGGCAAAGACAAGAAGGAUGAUAGCGAUGAAGAGGAGGAUGAGGACGGUCAGGGUGGAGACCAGGAUCAGGAGGAGAAGAGAUGGAACAAGAGAACCCAGCAGAUGCUGCAUGGCCUCCAGCGCGUCAUGGCUAAGACUGGUGCGGACUCAGUUAGCUUGCUUGAAUUGUGCCGGAACAACAACAAGAAGCAGGCAGCUGCCAAGUUUUACAGUUUCCUCGUCCUCAAGAAGCAGCAAGCCAUCGAGGUCACCCAGACUGAGCCCUACAGCGACAUCAUUGCCACCGCUGGACCAAGAUUCCACCUUAUUUAGACAUUGGAAGAACAGACAAACACUCUGCUUGCAACAGACAUACUUUUUAAAUUACUCAACUUUUUUGCCUUUUUAUUUUGUGUUUUCCUGUUCCAUUUUCUCUGGGGAAGGGGAGGGAGUAGUGGGGAACGGGUUGGAAUUUUAAAAACAAAACACGAUUUUACUGUACUACAGAUGGAAUCAUGCAGUAUUCAAUUGGUUGAAAUGGAGUGAGGAAGAAUGUCUCUAACAAGUAUAUUUAUAAAUCAACCUUUUUUUCAGUCACCAAUUUGUAAGCUUUUCUUUAUUUUGUUUUGUAAGUUAAAUUUCUAUUGUCUGCUUAUUCCAUAAGUUUUGUACCAUUGCCCCUCACAACGUAAUUAUUGCAGAUUUUAGAUAAAGAGCCCUGUAUUUUCA
This is a messenger RNA of Perca fluviatilis (European perch), 2516 nucleotides long. RefSeq names its product double-strand-break repair protein rad21 homolog A-like. Gene Ontology annotation, molecular function: protein binding; chromatin binding. Gene Ontology annotation, cellular component: cohesin complex; synaptonemal complex. The record is from RefSeq and is a predicted model, not a curated record. Bases 204 to 2120 code for a protein of 638 amino acids. Lineage: Eukaryota; Metazoa; Chordata; Actinopteri; Perciformes; Percidae. Gene Ontology annotation, biological process: synaptonemal complex assembly; mitotic sister chromatid cohesion; replication-born double-strand break repair via sister chromatid exchange. The transcript has 14 exons.